CAGAUGGAGGUGCCAGUUGUACGUUGUCUCUAGCUCUGGGUAGUACCUCAGCAUGCCGCCUGUUUGACACGUUUAACAGUUGCCCCGGAGAAGGCUUUACAUCUUAAAUAACCGGAAGGCUCCUGGUUUUUGGCGGAAAAGGAAGACAUGAAGGAGAUUUGUAACAGUUGGAGAAUUUACUGAUAACCCUCCUCUCAGCUCACACAAACCGCCGAAACGGAAGGCUUUGGAGUAUUCAAUUUUUUUUUCCGUUGUAUGUUUUUUCUCUUCCUUAUCGUGGUGCUGGGAGGUGCUUCAUCUUUUCAUAUAUUCGCUCUCUCCAUCAUUUGCCUCCUCAUUUAUUUAUCCAUCUACCUGCUGUACAAUUUCCUCUAUUUAUGAGUGAGAGAGAGAGGAGGGGGAGUUUUUAUUUUCAUUUUGAGACUUUUUUUCUUUCCCUUGUCUCUUUCCUCUCUCCCUCCUCACCAUUCCAUCCCUUUCGAUCCUUAUUCCUUUCCUUCUCUACCCUUUUCCACCAGUUCUCCAGAGCACAUUCCUCUCCCUCUAUUUCUCUGUCUUUAAACUCAGAUGUAAAUUAACUUGGACUGAAUUUUUUUUAAAGAAAGAGACAACUAAACAACAACUCUUCUUCAAUGACUCCUUUUCCCCCAUUUUCCUUCUCUUCCUCCUCUGGUCCUUCCUCACCCACAUCCUAUGCAUCACAAUUUUGCGGGGUUCUUAAAUUGAUAACUCUAGUCUUGACAAAGACCCAACGUACAGACCGAUGAUGGUGACUAAAUAAACGAGGGGAGCGACAGAAGAAACAGAAGAAGGGAAGGAGGAAGACACGCUCUAAUCUCCAACAUUGCCACGGCAACCGUUGUUCACACACACAGAGUUGUCAGAGGAAACCUCGUCGCGCUGUAUCAUCCAGUGGAAGAAGACGGGAGGAUGAGUCAGACGACAAGAGACGAUUGAGAGAGCGCCUCGCCCCUCUCCAUCUCUUUCUCCAUUCGUCAUUUCUCCAUUUAUUUUUUGAGUUCUCCUUACACACUCAAACUUGACACACGCACACUUGUUCAAUCCCGGUGCUCAUCCCCCACUCCAUAAGCCCUCUUCACGUCUACUCCUCUCUGCACGGCUUCAUCUGUUCAUCCUUCCCUCCACCCGGUGCUAUGAGAGGAGUAGUUGGGUCCCAGACCACACCACCAUGCCAGUUCUGAAGAGUAGAGAGGAGAUCUGGGCUGGCAAUGUACAAGGUACUGCAUUUACACUCCUCCACGAUGCUUGUCAGCCUCCUCUCCCCCUCCCCACUCCAGGACAGGCGCGUCACCUCCUCCUUCCCCCCUCCUCCUCCCGAACACAGCUCUUCCCCUCAUCAGCAACCUCGCCUGGCCCUUCCCUCCCUCUCCCUCCCUCUCUCCCUCUCUCUCCUCCUCCUCUCCCUAUUCCUUCUGCCCAUCUGCGAGUCGGCGCGGUCGCCUGGGAGGGGCGGAGCUGGCCAGGGCGGAGGAGCACCAGGAGGUGCACCCGGGACGGGAGGAGCAGGAGGCGAGAAAGGAGGCCAGAGGGGCACAAACCUCAUCCCCCCUCACUACUCCCCUUACUACCCCCCAGUAUCCCCUGCCCGGCCCCCUGUGCCCCCCUUACCUCCCAAAGUGGCCUCCUCUCUUAGCAUCGCCGUCAUCCUGGUGGGCAACUCUAGCGAGGUGUCGUCCACCUACGUGGAGAAAGAGGAGUUCCUCCAUGUUCCCCACCCUACCAAAGUCCAACUGGAGACCAUGAACGACACGGACCCCAAGAGUAUCAUCAACCGCAUCUGCACCCUGAUGACCAACACCUGGCUGCAGGGGGUGGUGUUCGGGGACGACACAGACCAGGAGGCCAUCGCCCAGAUCCUGGACUUCAUCUCUGCCCAGACACACAUCCCCAUCCUGGGCAUCCGAGGAGGCUCCUCCAUGGUCAUGGCUGCCAAGGACGACCACUCCAUGUUCUUCCAGUUUGGCCCGUCUAUAGAACAGCAGGCCUCCAUCAUGCUGAAGAUCAUGGAGGAAUACGACUGGUACAUCUUCUCCAUCGUCACCACCUACUACCCCGGAUACCAGGACUUUGUCAACAAAAUCCGGAGCACCAUAGAGAACAGUUUUGUGGGCUGGGAGCUAGAAGAAGUCCUCCUGUUGGACAUGUCUGUGGAUGACGGAGACGCUAAGAUUCAGAACCAGAUGAAGAAGCUGCAGAGUCCUGUCUACCUGCUUUACUGCACCAAGGAGGAGGCCUACACCAUCUUUGAGGUGGCAAACUCUGUGGGACUGACGGGAUACGGCUACACCUGGAUCGUACCGUCGCUAGUGGCCGGCGACGCCGAUAAUGUCCCCGCCGUGUUUCCCACAGGGCUUAUUUCGGUGUCGUAUGACGAAUGGGACUACAGUUUGGAGGCUCGGGUGCGGGAUGCAGUGGCUGUCAUCGCCAUGGCGACCUCCACCAUGAUGCUGGACCGGGGGCAACACACGCUGCUCAAGUCAGGCUGCAACGAGACCCCUAACAAGAAGGGCUCCAAACAAAGCAACUCCAAUGAAGUGCUCAAGUAUCUGAUGAACGUGACGUUCGAGGGACGUAACCUGUCGUUCAGUGAGGAUGGAUACCAGAUGCAUCCCAAACUGGUCAUCACCCUGCUAGACAAGCAGAGGCGCUGGGACAAGGUGGGUAAGUGGGAGAACAGCUCCCUGUCCAUGAAGUACCACGUGUGGCCCAGGUUCGAGCUGUUCUCCGAUGGGGAGGCCCGGGAGGACGACCACCUGUCCAUCGUGACGCUGGAGGAGGCUCCCUUUGUCAUCGUGGAGGACGUGGACCCCCUCAGUGGCACCUGCAUGAGGAACACAGUGCCGUGCAGGAAACAGCUUAAAAUACUCAACCAGACAGUACCUGGCCAGUACACCAAGCGCUGCUGUAAAGGUUUCUGCAUCGACAUCCUGAAGAAGAUCGCCAAGCAGGUCAAGUUCACCUAUGACCUCUACCUGGUCACCAACGGAAAGCACGGCAAGAAGAUCAACGGCACCUGGAAUGGAAUGGUCGGGGAGGUGGAGCAGAAGAAGGCCCACAUGGCCGUGGGGUCGCUCACCAUCAACGCGGAGAGGUCUGAGGUCAUUGACUUCUCCGUGCCCUUCAUCGAGACGGGGAUCAGUGUCCUGGUCUCCCGUAGCAACGGCACUGUCUCCCCCUCCGCCUUCCUUGAGCCGUUCAGUGCGGACGUGUGGGUGAUGAUGUUUGUGAUGCUGCUACUCGUGUCAGCGAUUGCUGUGUUUGUGUUUGAGUACUUCAGCCCGGUCGGCUACAACCGCUGCCUGGCAGACGGACGAGAGCCUGGUGGCCCCUCCUUCACCAUCGGCAAGGCCAUCUGGCUGCUGUGGGGCCUGGUUUUCAACAACUCUGUUCCCGUCCAGAACCCUAAAGGCACCACCAGUAAGAUCAUGGUGUCGGUGUGGGCCUUCUUCGCUGUCAUCUUCCUGGCCUCCUACACUGCCAACCUGGCUGCCUUCAUGAUCCAGGAGGAGUAUGUGGAUCAGGUGUCGGGCCUCAGUGACAAUAAGUUCCAAAAACCCAACGCCUUCUCCCCGCCAUUCCGUUUCGGAACGGUGCCCAAUGGAAGCACGGAACGGAACAUCCGCAACAAUUACCCGGAGAUGCACCAGUAUAUGACCAGCUUCCACCAGAAGAACGUGAACGAGGCCCUGGCAAGCCUCAAGGGAGGUAAAUUGGAUGCCUUCAUCUACGAUGCUGCUGUGUUGAACUACAUGGCCGGGAGGGACGAGGGCUGUAAACUGGUGACCAUCGGCAGCGGGAAGGUGUUCGCCACCACCGGUUACGGCAUCGCCAUCCAGAAGGAUUCUGGCUGGAAGAGAGCAGUGGACCUGGCCAUCCUCAUGCUGUUCGGCGAUGGAGAGAUGGAGGAGCUGGAGGCUCUGUGGCUGACGGGGAUCUGCCACAACGAGAAGAACGAGGUGAUGAGCAGCCAGCUGGACGUGGACAACAUGGCAGGUGUCUUCUACAUGCUGGGGGCGGCCAUGGCUCUGUCGCUCAUCACCUUCAUUGCCGAGCACGCCUUCUACUGGCAACUGCGCUUCUGCUUCAUGGGCUACUGCACCGGCAAGCCAGGCUUUACCUUCUCCAUCAGCAGGGGCAUCUGGAGUUGUAUCCACGGGGUCCAGAUCGAGGAGAACAAGUCGGCCAUGGACUCUCCAUCGGCCACCAUGAACAUGAACAUGAACAACACCCACUCCAACAUCCUGCGACUGCUCCGCACAGCCAAGGACAUGACCGCCAUCCCGGGGGUCAACGGCUCGCCGCACACACAUGGAGCCCUGGACUACGGUGGCCACCACCGUGGCGAGUCGCCCAGCAUCUACGACGUCUCCGAGCACCGGCGCAGCUUGCAAGAGCGCAAGGCCCCGCCGCCGCCCUACCUGCCUGAGGACAACAUGUUCAGCGACUACAUCAGCGAGGUGGAGAGGACUUUUGGCAACUUGCCCCUGAAGGACAACAACCUGUACCAGGACCAUUACCUGCACCACCACUCAGGUCCGGGACCUGGGCUGGCUCUGGGUAUGUCCGGCCCCCCGCCUAACAGGCCGAGUAGCUUAGGCAGUACCAGUUCAUUGGAGGGAGGGAUGUUUGAUUGUGACAGUUUAGGGGGAGAGGUAGCUCCCAUAUUCACCACACAGCCCCGCGUUGCCUCCCUGACUCACAGGAACACCAAUAAGUUUGACCUGAUCGCUGGCCACGCCUCGGCCUCAGGCUCCGGUCAGCAGGGGGGUCAGUUCAAGCCGAACGACCUCUACGGGAGGUUCUCCUUCAAAGGCGGGGCGUCCAGUUCUGGGUUUAUCGACAGGGGUGGUCACGACAGAUACUGCAUGGGUGGAGGAGGAGGGGGUGGCGGGGGCUCGGGCGAUGAUGUGUCGGAUAUCUCCUCACACACCAUCACCUACGGCAAUCUGGAGGGCAAUGCCAAGAGGCGUAAACAGUACAGGGACAGCUUGAAAAAGAGGCCCGCCUCAGCCAAAUCCAGACGGGAGCAGGACGAGAUUGAUUACCGGAGGCGAGCCCACCACCAUCACACCGUCCACCACCACUUCUCCCGCGGGCCCCUGGGACACCGCUCGGCCUCCCCACCCCUGGUCCCCUCUGAGCGGAAGAGAGGAGGUGGAGGAGGAGGGGGUAACUCUUCACCUUACUUAUUCCGCGACAAAGAAAAUCUGAGGGAGUUCUAUGCGGAGCAGGUCCUUUCCAAGGAGGGCUCUGCCAAGUGGGAGCAUGUGGAUGUGGCCGACGGGCCUUGUCCGAUGGGCGGUAGGGGAGGAGGAGUCGCUGGCGGUAGUAGUGGUAGUGGCAUUUGUAAGAGCCUAGUGCCUGUGGAGGAUUUCCUGAAAGGUAACAAACCCAAGAAGUCAGAGGGUAAAAGUGGCGUAGUCGGAGGAAUGGGCUUGGGGACGUCAGGGCAACAGGCCCACACGUGUUGGGAGAAGAACAUGUCUGAAGUGGGGGGUGGAGGCAUAGCAGGGGGUGACUGGGAGUGUCGGAAUCACAGUGGUGGUGGUGGCGGGGGAGGAGGAGGGAAGUCCAUCUCUCACCAUGGGGGAGGGGGCACCUGUACGCAUGGGAGCGCUAGUGGCGGAGGGGGAGGGGGUGGGGGCGCUAGUGGCGGAGGGGGAAAUAGUCGUCCAAGCUCUGCUACUUGCAAACGGUGCGAGUCGUGUAAGAAACCAGGCAACCUGUAUGACAUCAGUGAAGAUAACCUCAUAUUUAGCCAGAUGGGGGUGGAGGGGGAAGAGUGGUGACGCGGGGGUGCUGGCCAAUCACAAAGUCAUGCACAGCGCAGGAAGCUAGGGCCAGGUGGGCGGGUGUUACGGAGACAACACUCCUACGACACGUUUGUGGAUUUGCAGAAGGGUGGGGGUGGCGGACGCAUGGGCGGGGGUGGAGGAGGAGGUGGAGGAGGAGGGGGAGGGGGGCAGCUCCUCCCACCCAGAAGUGUGAGCUUGAAAGACAAAGACCGCUACAUGGAGGGAGUUAGCCCGUACGCCCAAAUGUUUGCCCAGUACGCGGAGAGGGACAGAGAUAGUCCCUCCUUUUUCAGUCGGGGAGGUAGUGAGCGGGAGAGGGCGAAAGGAGGCUCCUCCUUCAAUUUGUUCCGAGGCGAACGAGGAGAAGGUGGGUUGCACCGUCGGUCGGUGGGGGAGAAAGACAUGAGGGACAGGGAUAGAAGAAUGAUGGGAGGUGGAGGUGGUGGGGGCGGUAGUGGCAAAUGGGCCGGGACUUACUCCUUGUCUAAAUCUCUCUACCCAGAUAAGGUGACCCAGAACCCCUUCAUCCCAACCUUCGGCGACGACCAGUGUCUAUUACAUGGCGGCAAACCAUACUACGUCAAAAUGUCUCCACAGCAACAGCAACAACCGCCACAGCAUCUCCUCAACAACAGCCGCGGGGACUUCCGAGGCUCCAUGGGGGUGCCGUCAUAUUUUCCGCCGUCAGCCACGACGGGGGUUAUGUCCAACGUGACCUCCAGGUUCCCCAAUGAUCUGUGUCUCGGGGGAGGGUUGGGGGGCCCCAUGGGGAACCACCAUGGCCCCAGACUGGGAGGCAACAAGCUACUGCCGGUCAGGGACGGGGGGUUAGGGUUGGUGGGGCAGGGCGGCCAGAGACCCUUCAAUGGCUCGAGCAACGGCCACGUUUACGAGAAGCUCUCCAGCAUCGAGUCUGACGUCUGAAAGAAAGAGAUGGAGCUGGAGAACAGGAUAAUUGCUUCUCCGUCCGAGGAGAACGAACAGACGCUACAUUGUGUACAUCGUUCUCCUAUUUCUAACUGAGGAAGGUUAGUUGGACAAUGGACACUGCAGACAGAGUGAAGGAGAGUGAAGGAACUGUCAAGUGUAACAGAAAGCGACACAACUUCUAAUGAGGAAAUGAACGGAUUCUGCUGCUUGACUCUGAGACUGUGAGGGAGGAGGAGAGAAAUCUCUCCUCCGUUUCUCCUCUCCUUCUUCACUCCCUCUUCUAUCUUUCCCUCUCUUCCGCUCGCCUGCUGUUCCUUACACCAAAACUAACAUUUUGCUUAGCUAUCAGAAAUACAAUCAAAUGAAUGAAAAAUCAAAUACUUUUCUUGAAGUAACAGGGUAAACUAACAAUAAUUGUAUUGAUAAUGUUGUUAAUGAUAUUAUUGAAUAUAAUUAAAUGGUUUAACGUGUUCAGUUUGGGCUCGUUUCUUUUUCUUUUCUUUUUUUUAUAGUUCAUGUUGUUAUAUAUUUGUACUGUUGUUAAUUAUUUGCUAGGCCACCAUAUUACAGGAGACUAAUAGACUAUUUGUUAGGAAGAAAUGUUACUUAAGUACCAAUACUUGUAGGUCAUUCAGAUUUCUUCUUAAUUCUUGAUUAUCCAUAUUUUCUGUUCUUGGAGUGCGCUGUGAAAAAGUAUACUGUAUGUGAAAGGCAUGAUUUGCUGAGUACAUUUCCCAUAUACUUGACAUCUUAUAGUGAAGGAGAAAGUACUUAUGUGGUAUCAUACUGGUUUGCCGUUUAGAUUUCUUGUUUUGCCUGGCGGUACGUCGGGAGUAGUGGUGAUCUCAGAUACCGAGCGGGAUGUGCCUUACUGAAUCCUCUACGCCCAUAAAGAUAUGAAGACUCCUCCUCCUAUCGCUAGAAAGGGUGUUCAUUCUGUAGACAAUUCACUUAUUAACUAGUCAUUCAUAAAGUGGUUAUCAUGUUCUCUGAGAAUCCGCUUAGCUGAGAUUUCACUUUAAACGAGACCCACCCACCUGAAAGGAGAGAUAGUUGCAUCAUGGAAGAUUUCGUUUUCUGCUCGUUUCACUCGGGUGCUAGUCAAGAGGCUCUUAUCUCACCCUUUAGCUUUCCAUAAAUCAUUUGAUUUAAUAUUUUAAAUACCAACAUAUCACAAGUCCCCCUUAUAUACCCAAAAUGUAAACUAUCAAUUACACUUAUUAUAAUUUUCGUAUUGUUUUUUUUUUUUAACUUUUAACUUGGCAUAGAUGCAGUAUUUGCUAAAUAUAUGUAAUUCCCCUUGAAUGCCUAUAUGUUGCUGGGAAGUGAUUCAAUGGAGUUGGUUUCAAUUGGACUUGACUGUUGUCUACCUUUUAAGAUCUGGUCUUGAUGGAAUGUUGGACCAUGGUCUGGGAAUGGAGAGACGGACAGCAGGACGUGUUAGUUAUUUCAUUUUGUAUUUUGGCAGUAAGCUGUUGCUGCUAUAUUAUCGAGACACAUUUAUUAGAAGGGGGGUGGGUGGGGAGUGGUGUGCUGUGAACACAGGGAGGAAAGAAAGUUUCAGUUGGUUUAUUUAUUUACUUUCACCCAAUCACUGUACUGUUACUGUACUGUUACUGUACUGUUACUGUACUGUUACUGUAUAGUUACUGUACUGUUACUGUACUGUCUCUCCUUAAUUCACGUCAAGGACUUGAUCAAACCACUAAUCAUGUUUAACUUACUUAGAAUGUGUUAGAAUUUCUGAGAUAAUUCAGAUAUCACUAAAGGUGGUCACUUGAUAUGGGGAUUGGGGAGAAUAAUCACUAUUUCACUAUUUGUUAGCUUUUUUUCUUUCCUUGUGAAUACCAACACAAAUCAAUCACUUUAUACAGGACACACAAGACAGCCUGGAUGUAACAUUCAGUAAAUCUCAGUAAACUUUCAACAUUUUUCCGAAGAUGAUUAUGGAAUGUUUUGGCAACUUCCAUCAAUGGCUUGAUACAUAAGUAGGAUAAAAGGACAAUAACGUUUGUAAAGCUUGAGUACUUGACCAGGGCAAGAUUACCAUUAGCCUAGUAUUAGCAAGAAUUCUUCAUCUCUGUAUUUAAAAUAAAACCUUAUUUGAAUAAUUCUUUAUAUUUCAACCAGAACAACCACUUUUCAUAUAUCAGGGCAAAUCUCUUAUGAAUUUACAAAUGUGAUUGAAGGCACUGGACAGUAUUUUCCUUUUGGAAAAUAGUGUUCACAACUGUCCUGGAAGGUACUUGGUGGAAGGUGGAGAAAAGCAAACCAAUGCCAUGAUUAAAAAAAAAAUUAAAACGUUGAAUCUCCACAUAGUGUGGAAAGUAACGUUUUCCCCCCUAUUCUAUAAGCAUUGAGUCCAGUGGUUUGUUUAUCAUGCCUUUACCAAUGUCUCUGGGUCGCUUCCAUCAAUGACAACCUCAUGUCCAUGGAAGAUGACCUCAAAGCCACAACGUAUCACAGACAGAUAUCCAGGUCCACGCUGUAUUUGUGUUCCCCUCCAUGUAAUUGUUGUAAUAUACAAUUUAGGACCCCCCAUAUCUUCAUUUUAUUUAUUCUAUUUAUUAAUUACUUUAAGUUAUAGCUGUCUAAAAUAUUACAUUGCUAAGUGAUUUGUCAUUUUGCCAAACCAAAUUGUAUGAUCUAAGCACAAUCAGUGUUAUUGAUUAGUUGAUCAAUACUUGUACAUCCCUAUUGACACUUGGAAAGAUUUUCCCUUCUUUCAUGACUGACAAGUCAGUGUGUAUGAUAUUGAGUCAGUGUAUACGGACAUGUGUUCGUAAGGACAUGCAUGCAUCAGUGGAAUUUUUUCAUUUUCCCUUUUUUACUUAGACUCUAUUUUAUCCCAAAAGUGGGUGUUUGGGAAUGAUAUCUGGACUUUUUAAUCGAUUUAAUUUAUUCUGAUCCUUGUUGGUGUGUGUUUGUCUCUGUAAAAAGACAAAUAGAAUUUUGCUCUCGAAAUUGUCGUUAUUUUAAAAUAUUUCAAAUUCAGUCAACAGAAUUGUCAAUAGGAAUAAUUGCUAUGAGAAAAAUAGUUUCAACAGAUUUAUUAUGGGAACCAGGAGAAGUUUAAGAAGAGAAGUUCAGGCUUCUCUGCUCCUCUUGAUGUUUGGUUGUAAAUGCCUGUGAAUGAGGUGAAGGUAUUGGUAUCAUUAAAUGCCUGUGAAUGAGGUGAAGGUAUUGGUAUCAUUAAAUGCCUGUGAAUGAGGUGAAGGUAUUGGUAUUAUUAAAUGCCUGUGAAUGAGGUGAAGGUAUUGGUAUUAUUAAAUGCCUGUGAAUGAGGUGAAGGUAUUGGUAUCAUUAAAUGCCUGUGAAUGAGGUGAAGGUAUUGGUAUCAUUAAAUGCCUGUGAAUGAGGUGAAGGUAUUGGUAUUAUUAAAUGCCUGUGAAUGAGGUGAAGGUAUUGGUAUUAUUAAAUGCCUGUGAAUGAGGUGAAGGUAUUGGUAUCAUUAAAUGCCUGUGAAUGAGGUGAAGGUAUUGGUAUCAUUAAAUGCCUGUGAAUGAGGUGAAGGUAUUGGUAUUAUUAAAUGCCUGUGAAUGAGGUGAAGGUAUUGGUAUUAUUAAAUGCCUGUGAAUGAGGUGAAGGUAUUGGUAUUAUUAAAUGCCUGUGAAUGAGGUGAAGGUAUUGGUGUUAUUAAAUGCCUGUGAAUGAGGUGAAGGUAUUGGUGUUAUUAAAUGCCUGUGAAUGAGGUGAAGGUAUUGGUAUUAUUACAUGCCUGUGAAUGAGGUGAAGGUAUUGGUAUUAUUAAAUGCCUGUGAAUGAGGUGAAGGUAUUGGUAUCAUUAAAUGCCUGUGAAUGAGGUGAAGGUAUUGGUAUUAUUAAAUGCCUGUGUAUUGGUAUAACGUUUUUAUGAAGUGAUGAACCAGCUUUGAUUUUCAAUGUAUUUGCUUGUUUUUUUCCCUACAACCUCUCUUUCUUCAGUAAGUUGCUUUCCCUCUUUCUCUCUCUCUUUCUCUCUCUCUCUCUC
Messenger RNA from Oncorhynchus tshawytscha (Chinook salmon), 10716 nucleotides. Its product is annotated as glutamate receptor ionotropic, NMDA 2B-like. Gene Ontology annotation, molecular function: transmitter-gated monoatomic ion channel activity involved in regulation of postsynaptic membrane potential; NMDA glutamate receptor activity. NCBI's taxonomy places the organism in Eukaryota, Metazoa, Chordata, Actinopteri, Salmoniformes, Salmonidae. The record is from RefSeq and is a predicted model, not a curated record. Gene Ontology annotation, cellular component: postsynaptic membrane; NMDA selective glutamate receptor complex; postsynaptic density membrane. Gene Ontology annotation, biological process: synaptic transmission, glutamatergic; monoatomic ion transport; long-term synaptic potentiation.